AGCCGAUGCAGCGAGCGGAACGUUUCUACGCGCCUCCGGAGCGUGGGGGAGGCAGGUCCGUCGCCGCACCGGUCCCCCAUUGCACUUCCGGUUAGACUAGGCCUCGGUUGCAGCCCGGGCCCUCUCGCCGUUGUCGUCUGUUACCGAAACCGGGAUGCGGCUGCUGCGUGGCGGGCUUCGUUUUCUGCUGAGGCCGGGGAUCCGCCGCGGACCCGACCGGCCUGCCUACCAGCAGGGCCAAAGCCCCACGCCCCGCACCCGAGAGUACUUCUAUUACAUCGACCACCAGGGACAGGUAUGGGGUGCGGGGGGGGGGGAGGAGAGGAAGGUUAUGGGGCUGCCCUCUAGACGGGUGAUGUGGCUUAUCACGGCCCAGCAAGCCCGAAAGGACGGCUGGGGCCCGUUGUUUCGUAUACAUGUAAAAGGAUGGCAGUGGAGGUGUAUAAUGAUAAUAAUAAACUAAUGAUAAUAAUUAAUAAUAUUAAUAUUAAUAAUUAAGGUAUACUGGGCUGAGGCCAUUUAGGGCUUUAAAGGUCAACACCAACACUUUGAAUUGUAUAGGAAGAGAGGUCUCCCAGGAAUCGCUGUAUCUAUGUAUUUGUGUGUGUAUUUAUUUAUUUAUUUAUUUGAUUGCACUUAUUUAAUAAUAAUAAUAAUAGUAAUAGUAACAAUAAUAAAGAAUUUAUUAUUAUUUCUACCCCGCCCAGCUGGCUGGGUUUCCCCAGCCCAGGGGUCUGCAACCUUUAAGACAAAAAAAGCCACUUGGACCCGUUUCUGAAGAAAAAAAAAACUGGGAGCCGCAAAACCGGGAAGGUGAUGUCGGGACGGUGCGUGACUAACGCACGCACUGCCCCCAUGCGACGUCACAGCCAGUACAGCGCCCGCCACAGUGGGGAGUGUCGGGGCGCACAAUGCGCCUCCUCCCCUCGCUAGUAUCCGCCCCGGAGCCGCAGCAAAGGUGUAAAAGAGCCACAUGUGGCUCCGGAGCCGCGGGUUGCAGACCCCUGCCCCAGCCACUCUGGGCAGCUUCCAACAAAAGAUUAAAAAUACAUUAAAACAUCAGUCAUUAAAAACUUCCCUAAACAGGGCUGCCUUCAGAUGUCUUCUAAAUGUCAUAUACAGUGGUACCUCGGGUUAAGUACUUAAUUCGUUCCGGAGGUCUGUUCUUAUCCUGAAACUGUUCUUAACCUGAAGCACCACUUUAGCUAAUGGGACCUCCUGCUGCUGCUGCGCCGCCAGAGCCCGAUUUCUGUUCUCAUCCUGAAGCAAAGUUCUUAACCCGAGGUACUAAUUCUGGGUUAGCGGAGUCUGUAACCUGAAGCGUAUGUAACCUGAAGUGUAUGUAACCCGAGGUACCACUGUAGUUUUUUAUUUCUUUGACAUCUGACGGGAGGGCGUUCCACAGGGCGGGCGCCACCACCGAGAAGGCCCUCUGCCUGGUUCCUUGUAACUUCGCUUCUCGCAGAGAGGGAACCGCCAGAAGGCCCUCGGAGCUGGACCUCCAUGUCUGGGCUGAACGAUGGGGGUGGAGACACUCCUGCAGGUAUACUGGGCUAUAUUUCCCACCUUUAUCUCCAAGGAGAUAUGGGGGGCGUAUAAGUUUCUCAUUCCCCUCUCCUCAUUUAACCCUCUCAGCAGCCCUGUGGGGUAGGCUAGGGUGAGAGGCACUGAGCAGCCCCCAAGGCAUGGGCGUAGCCAAGGGUGGGACAGGGGCGCAUCAAUAAAAAUACUCCCAAACCGAAAAUCCUGGCUACUCCCAUGCCCAAGGUCGCAUGGAGUGACCUUCAUAUCACUCUGACCUCCCAGGUCCCAAUCCAACACUGUGCUUUUUAACUUGUUCAUGAAUAAUUUGGAGUUAGGGGUGAGCAGUGAGGUGGCCAAGUUUUCUGGUGAAUCAUUCAGGGUUGUCGUUACAAGAGUUUGUGGAGAUGUCCGAAAGGACCUCUCUAGACUUGGGUGAACAGCGGCAAGAAGCCAAGUGCAGUUCAAACAAACAUUGAGGCGGGGCGAUUCUUAAUUUCACAUAUACACUUAUGAGGUCUAAACGGGCAGUGACUGACCAGCAAACAGAUCCUGGGGUUGUAGCAGAUUGCUCAGUGAAGAAGCCAGCCUUUCGCAUGAUGAAUUCUGCAUAUAAGUUAAAUAAGCAGGGAGACAAUAUACAGCCUUGUCGUACUCCUUUCCCAAUUUUGAACCAGUCAGUUGUUCCAUAUCCCAUUCUAACUGUAGCUUCUUGUCCCACAUAGAGAUUUCUCUAUGCCCCUUCUUAGCUUGCCGUUUUAAUAUGCUUAUUGACCUGGGAGUUAAGCCCUGCUGAACUCAAGGCAGCUUACUCCUGAGUAGGAAAACCAGACUGGCGGGAGGCCCUGGUGCAUCAAAAGUCAAUGCCUGCUCAGCCCUUCACUCAUUCACCAGGUCAUGGUGCUGCGACAGCGCGCCUGCCCAAAGAGAGGGCUCUGAGUGUCCUCUCUGGCAUGCGUGGCAUAGGUUCGCCACCACUGACCCAGAUGAACCAGAAGCCUGUCUCAAAUGGAGAAAAGCUCAACUGGAAUGACAGAGACCCAUGCAAGAGCAAACAUAGAUCCUCCUUCAUUUCAGUAAGGCAGCCUUGGCCAAACUGCUGCCUGCUCCCCAGUGUUUUGGGCUUCAUCUCCUGACUCUGAUGAGAGUUGGAGUCCAAAACAUUUGGAGAGACCCAGGAUGGCGAAGACUGCCUUGAAGCUUGCAAACUAGGGCUUUGUAGUGUUUUGUGCCUCGUUGGCCAGAUGAAUGUGUCUCCUGCCCAGCCGUCCUUAAGGACACCCCAAAAUCCACCUCCUCAUGCGCAGGCUGACUUCCUGUAUAUAUGCUUGCAGAAGAGGCAGAGAACAUCCAGAGUUGCAGGGCUGGUCCUGUAACCACCUUCCUAUGAGCCUGGGGAGCGCGCAGGGAUGGAGGAAGGCAGCCAUUUGUGGCUGAAUGGUGUGAAAAAAGGCUCUUUAAAAUGUUUGCCUUAGUGAGGAGAGGGCAUUUGGACCCUGCUUCUGAUACCAAAAUGGCUUGGGCUGGCAAUGCUAGGCUUUUCCUGUUCUCAUGGGUAAGUAGUUUAAUCACACAGUCUAUUCUUCGCCAAGGACUAAUAUUAAUUUAUGCUUCCUUGUUGCUUUAGCUCCUAAGGACCCAAUGUAGCCAAUCCCUUCCAUGGUGAGGGGUAGGGCUGGGCGAUACAUUGAUAUAUCAUCCAAAACUGGUUUGAAGUUCUGCCCGGACACUGAGGUCUAGUGCCGAGGGCCUUUUGGCGGUUCCCUCACUGCGAGAAGCCAAGUUACAGGGAACCAGGCAGAGGGCCUUCUUGGUGGUGGCGCCCGCUCUGUGGAACGCCCUCCCACCAGAUGUCAAAGAGAAAAACAAUUACCAGACUUUUAGAAGACAUCUGAAGGCAGCCCUGUUCAGGGAAGCUUUUAAUGUUUGAUGCAUUACUGUAUUUUAUUUUAUUUUUUUUAAAGAAUAUUUAUUCCAAUUUUAAAAUUACAACAAAAAAGAAGGAAAAAAAAAACAUACAAAAAAGAAUAAAACAUGUUACAAAAAACAAACAAUAAAAAAACUCAACAAAAGAUAAAAAUACAUUAUAAUAAAGUAUAACAAAAAUCAAAUUAAACCUUUACAACCUUUUUCCCUUUUACUUGUUUCCAUGACUUCCUCUCACCUCCCCGCUUUGUAUUCUAGUUUAGAUCAUAUUUCCAGCAAAUCCUUCUAACCUUCUUUUCAUUUACUUAUUUUAACAUUCAAUAAUGUAUUUAAUCCUCCUGUAUCCUCAGUUUCUACACUUCAUUUUUACUUAAUCCAUUAUACCAUAUCUGCCAAAGCGGCCUAAUAUUCUUUUCCAACCUCUUUCUAACAUUCUUUUAUAUUGCAGUAUUUUUGAAGAUAUAUUUUAAAUUUUCCAAUCUUCUUCCAUCGACCCUUCUUCCUGGUCUCGAAUUCUGCCGGUCAUCUCAGCCAGUUCCAUAUAGUCCAUCACUUUCAUCUGCCACUCUUCUCGGGUAGGCAAUUCUUGUGUCUUCCAGUAUUUCCCAAUGAGUAUUCUUGCUGCUGCUGUCGCAUACAUAAAAAAAAUUCUAUCUUCCCUUCGCACCAAUUGGCCGACCAUGCCCAAGAGGAAGGCCUCUGGUUUCUUCAAGAAAGUAUAUUUCAAUACCUUUUUUAAUUCAUUAUAUAUCAUUUCCCAGAAGGCCUUGAUCUUUGGGCACGUCCGCCAAAGGUGAAAAAAAGGACCUUCAUUUUCUUUACAUUUCCAACAUUUAUUAUCAGGCAGAUGAUAGAUUUUUGCUAGCUUGACUGGGGUUAAGUACCACCUAUAAAUCAUUUUCAUUAUGUUUUCUCUUAAGGCAUUACAAGCUGUAAAUUUCAUACCUGUGGUCCAUAACCGUUCCCAGUCAGCAAACAUAAUAUUAUGCCCAACAUCUUGUGCCCAUUUUAUCAUAGCUGAUUUAACCGUUUCAUCCUGUGUAUUCAAUUUCAGCAGCAGAUUAUACAUUCUUGACAAAUUCUUAGUUUUAGGCUCUAACAAUUCCGUUUCCAAUUUAGAUUUUUCCUCCUGGAAACCAAUCUUUUUAUCUAGGUUAAAAGCCUCCCUUAUUGCAUUACUGUAUUUUAAUAUUUUGUUGGAAGCUGCCCAGAGUGGCUGGGGAAACCCAGCCAGAUGGACGGGGUAUAAAUAAUUUAUUAUUAUUAUUAUUAUUAUUAUUAUUAUUAUUAUUAUUAUUAUUGAAGUCCAUAUUGUGAUAAUGCUUUCAAAAUAUUUGACCUGGCAAUAUGUCGCAAAUCAUGAUGUGUGUGUGUGCCAAGCAAAAAUCACGAUGCAGGGAAAACCACGCAGCCAGCCUCUGCCUCUACAUAGCUUCAUCCUUAUUUCACACCUUGUGAUAUAUCAGUAUAUCAUCGUGUUUAGCUGAUGGAAUUAUCACAGUGAAGCAAACCAGAUAUCGCCCAGCCCUACUGUUCAUAUCUCAGUCCGAGCUCCUGCCAACCUAGCAGUUCGAAAGCACGUCAAAGUACAAGUAGAUAAAUAGGUACCGUUCCGGCGGGAAGGUAAAUGGCGUUUCCGUGCGCUGCUCUGGUUCGUCAGAAGCGGCUUAGUCAUGCUGGCCACAUGACCCAGAAGCUGUACACCGGCUCCCUCGGCCAAGAAGAAGAAGAAGAAGAAGAGUUUGGAUUUGCUAUACCGCUUUAUCACUACCCUAAGGAGUCUCAAAGCAGCUAACAAUCUCCUUUUCCCUUCCUCCCCUACAACAAACACUCUGUGAGGUGACUGAGGCUGAGAGACUUCAGAGAAGUGUGACUGGCCCAAGGUCACCCAGCAGCUGCAGGUGGAGGAGCGGGGAAUCGAACCCGGUUCACCAGAUUACGAGUCCACCACUCUUAACCACUACACCACACUGGCGAGAUGAGCGCCGCAACCCCAGAGUCGGUCACGAUUGGACCUAAUGGUCAGGGGUCCCUUUACUUUUUACUGUUCACAUCUGCAUAGCUCCAUCCUUAUUUCAGGCAUCAUGAUGCAUCUUGAUGUUCCGCUGAUGAAAUUCCGCAAUGUUGAAAGCCAGAUAUCGCCCAGCUGUAGUACAGGGUUCUCCUUUUCAUGGCAGCCCAAUGUUAAUAGCCACCUCUAGCGCAGAUCUCUGCCGGUUGAGUGGUAGAUGCAUGGUGUGCCUGGAAAGUGCCGCUUGGCAUCGCGCCAAGCCUUGGGGCUGUUUGGGCCUCUUUUUAAUCCAUUAGCGUUAACUGCCGAUUCACGUAGUCGCCUCCACUGCAUUAAUGGUGUAUCGAAUUAGUGCUGAAUGAAUCAUUAUGGGGGAGAUUAGGAGUUGUAAUUAGUGUUAAAAGAGGAGUUCGUGGCCGCCCUGUUGCUCUGGACUGAUCUGGAAAUUAGCAGUCCUCAAGAAUGUGGGAGCUCUGAGUUGCAAACAGCUCCAUUGUUGGCAUUCGCCAGGCAGUGAAUAGCCCUUUAGGAAGCUGCUUGACCCUUAACCUUUGCUCAGUGUCUGUCUAUCCAGAGCCCAAUAUUACCGUGCUUUAGAUAAUAUGGUGGAAGCCAAAUUAAGGGGCAGGGGUGGUGUUGGCUGAGAUAUUUUGAAGCCCUUUGUCUCUUUGAGGCAUCCAGUGACCCAGUUCUCUCACAAUGCUAAGCCAUGGUUUGUCUUAAUUGGGGUUCGUUCAGCUGUUUAUCAGCUCCAUCUGGUACGCAGGAUGAGACCCUUCCUGCCCGCAGACUGUCUCGCCAGAGUGGUGCAUGCUCUAGUUAUCUCCCGCUUGGACUACUGCAAUGCGCUCUAUGUGGGGCUAUCUUUGAAGGUGACCCGGAAACUACAACCAAUCCAGAAUGCGGCAGCUAGACUGGUGACUGGGAGCAGCAACCGAAACCGUGUAACACCAGUCUUGAAAGACCUACACUGGCUCCCAGUACAUUUCCGAGCACAAUUCAAAGUGUUGGUCCUGACAUUUAAAGCCUUAAACGGCCUCGGUCCAGUAUACCUGAAGGAGCGUCUCAAUCUCCAUCAUUCCGCCCGGACACUGAGGUCCAGCUCCGAGGGCAUUCUGGCGGUUCCCUCGCUGCGAGAAGCCAAGUUACAGGGAAGCAGGCAGAGGGCCUUCUUGGUGGUGGCACCCGCCCUGUGGAACGCCCUCCCACCAGAUGUCAAAGAGAAAAAUAACUACCAAACUUUUAGAAGACAUCUGAAGGCAGCCCUGUUUAGGGAAGCUUUUAAUGUUUAAUAAGUUACUGUAUUUUAGUGUUCUGUUGGAAGCCGCCCAGAGUGGCUGGGGAAACCCAGCCAGAUGGGCGGGGUAUAAAUAAUAAAUUAUUAUUAUUAUUAAAUUACAAGUUGACAAUGAAGCAGAGGGAGAAGAGAAAGGUGGUGCUGGGCAAACUGUGAGCUGUGUGGGCCUGGGUCUCUUGACGGUACCAGUGUGUGGCUCCUAACUAGUGCUAUUUUUCUAGAAAAAGAGGUGCCAGAACUCGCCAUGAACACCUCCCUGGUUCUCUUAUACAGUGGUACCUUGGUUGUCGAACUUAAUCCGUUCUGUCUGACUCCCAGAACCGUUCGGAUACCAAAGCACAGUGUGCUGGUUCUGGGGGCUAACCGUGAGGUGAGGUCCGAGUCCAGUCCGAGGUCGAGGGUGCAGUAUGGAGGCAGUCCGUAAAAGUUGAAGUUGGGUCCAAGGCAGGGAGUCAGGUGAGGUCAGGAGCUCCGGCAGAACAGCAGCUCAGGGUGCAGGCAGGAACAGGCUACCACCAACGUUGCUCCCACAACUUGGGACUAGGGCUGGCCGGCUUUUAUCUGCCUCGAGGCAUAGGGCGGCCCUGGUCCACAGGUGACUCGCCCCUCCUGGCCUGGAGGCGAGCACUCCUUCUGCAGGAACUUAGUUCCCUCUUCCUCUCUGCCCUGAGCCUCUGCAGCUCAGGAGAGGCUGGAGGGUUACUGGACCCAGAGGCAACCUCACCUUCCCCUGACGGGGCUGAGAGUGGAGCACCUGCAGGCUAUGGGUCCUCCAUCACCUCAGGAGCCAGAGCAGACUCAGCUGAUGCCUGCACCUGAGGAUCCAGCACAGGUGAGGACCCUUCGGGCUCAUGCCCCAGCCCCAGCUCAGCUGGUUCUGGAGACGGGGAAUCCUGUGCAGGCUGGGAUUCCUCAGGUUCAGCCUCUGAGUCCGAAUCCCAGGCCAUCACACACAGCUUCUGAUUGGCUACAGAAGCUUCCUGCACUCAAUCGGAAGCCGCGUUGGACGUUCGGCUUCCAAAAAACGUUCGCUAACUGGAACACUUACUUUGGGAGCCGAUUUGUUCUGGAGCCAAGCCGUUCGACAAGCAAGGUACCACUGUCUUGGCGAUGUCACCCAUCUGAGAGGCGCCGGAAGGCGAGUUCCGGCUGAAAUAAAGCCCUGCCCAUAACAAUCCCACCCCAAAUGUGUUUUGAGUUAGGUGGCAAUACUUUCCUAUUAAAUGUGCUGAGAGCUGUCGUCUCAGAACCAGUUCCUGCCACUAAGUUGUGCAGGAUGCGUUGCGUGGAUCUGUACAGAUCUUGCCAUGCUGCCUGUUUCAGAAGAAGCCCACAUCUGCUGCAACCUUCUUCAGUCCAGUUUUGGACAGCUCAGUGAUGGCCAGACAUGGCUCAGGUUGCAAGUGAGGUCCAAGGUGAAGCCAAUUGAGAAGGUUGCUGGACUCAGCAUGUAUCAUCAACUUAGCUGUGCAACCCAGGCUGAGAGUCUUUGGUUCCUCCUUGAGCAGUGGAGCUCUCUGGUCCUUCAGCUACACCCAUACAGCCCUCCCCACUCUGCCUGCCUUGAAUAGUUGUGUUUUACUAGACUGUAGAUGGCUUGUCUGCUCAUCAUCCUGUUUCUUUCUCCUCCUUCUCCCAAUCCCUCCUCCGGCAACCCUGUGCAGCUUUUCCUGGACGAUGCCAAAGUCAAGAACUUCAUCACAUGUUUCAAAGGUAAUGUCCACCUGCUCCGUCCCGGUCUGCACGGCUCCUCCAUGUAUGUCCCGUGGAGGACCUUAAGGUCCAUAAAUAGCAACACCCUAGAGGUCCCGGGCCCUAAGAAAGUCAGACUAGCCUCAGCCAGAGGCAGGGCCUUUUCAACACUGGCCCCGGCCUGGUGGAACGCUCUGCCUCAUGAGACCAGGGCCCUGCAGGAUCUGAUUUCUUUCCGCAGGGCCUGUAAGACAGAGUUCUUCUGCAUGGCCUUUGGCUUGGAAUCAACUUGAUCCCCUUCCCCUCUUUCCCUUUCUCCUUCUGUGAUGGAACUCCUAUUUGGGGACUUCCCUGGCUUUUUUCUGGCCCACGUAGGACCAGUCUGGAUAGUUGGCCUUGGUGAAGAUAUGAUAUUUUCAUCCCCAAAAAGUUUUUGAUUUGAGUUUCUACUGAAAUGAGGCUUCAUUUUAAUGUUGUAUUUUAAUCUUGUUUUUAAGUUAUAUUUUAAUUAAUUGUUUUUAUACUUGGUGUUAACCGCCCUGAGCCUGGUCUUGGCUGGGGAGGGCGGGGUAUAAAUAAAAUUUAUGAUGAUGAUGAUGAUGAUGAUGAUGAUGAAGGCACCCAUCCCUCCUUGAGUCAGCUGAGCAGGGUCAGUGGGCACCGUCAUGGGAGCAGAAACAAAUUGCAAAUGGCGGGCUUGACUCUUCCAAGUCAUCAUUGACAGUGGUGGCUGCCUGGUGCCGAUUAGGUGACCAAACAAACCCCUGUGUUGCAUAGAGAACAUCAGCAAUGUCUCGGCAACACGAUGACCAUGUACAUACGCAAUAGACAAUCUUUAUAGAAUUCCUUCAAACCAUAAUAAGUACAAAAUGAAAUCUUUAGUCUCAAAGUCUCUGAAAAUCUUUAAGUGAAGCGAGGUACCAGACUUUGUACGAUGAAAGACAAGCUGUGAAGCUUUGUGUAUUCAGCAGAUAUGAUGUCCAACGCUGAACAGUGAUUCCAGAUAUUGACUACUGUUUCGUAGAAUUCUUUGCCAGCCUGGUGGGAGGAUAUAUAAUUGCUUCAUAAAGGUAAAGGUAAAGGGACCCCUGACCACUAGGUCCAGUCGUGACCGACUCUGGGGUUGCGGCGCUCAUCUCGCUUUAUUGGCUGAGGGAGCCGGCGUACAGCUUCCAGGUCAUGUGGCCAGCAUGACUAAGCCGCUUCUGGCAAACCAGAGCAGCGCACGGAAACGCCGUUUACCUUCCCACCGGAGCGGUACCUAUUUAUCUACUUGCACUUGACGUGUUUUCGAACUGCUAGGUUGGCUGGAGCUGGGACUGAGCAACGGGAGCUCACCCCGUCGCGGAGAUUCGAACCGCCGACCUUCUGAUCGGCAAAUCCUAGGCUCUGUAGUUUAACCCACAGCGCCCAAUCCUAUUUCGAAUGAAUAUAUGUAAAUGAAAAUAUCAAAUGCUGUGGAAUAGUGCUCAUGUAAUAAUGUAGUCAGUGUUCAGUGUUGGAUAUCAUAUUCAUUUAAAGAUUUUCAGAGGUUUUGAGACUGAAGAUUUCAUUUUGUUAUGCUUUGAAGGAAUUCUAUAAAGAUUGUCUAUUGCGUAUGUACAUGGUCAUCGUGUUGCCGAGACAUUGGUGCCAAUUAGGGACUGGUGAGGCAGAAGACAGGGAGCCCCACAGGAGGUGGAACCAGAGACAGGCAGAGCCAACUGCCUCUAGUUUUGCCCCAAUCCUCCUCCUCCCUGAUGAGUAUUAUAGGGGGCAACACUGAGAUUGAGGAGGGGGUGGAGGAAAUUGACACGCAGGACACACACACCCCGGACUGGUUGUAAGAAAGAAUGGAUUCCCUCGGAAGGUGGGGGGCUCUCCUUCGUUGGAGUUUUUUAAACAGAGGUUGGAUGGGAUUCUGUGGUUCCGGCAUUGGGGGCUGGACUAGAUGACCCUCAGUCCCUUCCAGCUCUACAGUUCUUUGAUUUUAAGAAGGCAGGCAGCUGUGAGGCUGAGAUGGGUGGGGCAGCGCCCCAUUCAUCCAAACAGAGCAGCCUUCAUUGGUUGUUAACGUUGCUCUAGCACAUUCAUGUUGCUCUAGCACACCAACUGACAGUGCCUGGCAGAAUCUAGACUGCCAGCAGGUUCUUUCCAGUCCCCCCAACACCUCCCUUGACCUCUCAGCCCUUAGGCAUAUCUUUGUUGAGUGCCAACAAGGCUGAGGAGCUGUCAGUUCCUCCAGGACUGUGUCUAAGCACCUUUUAAAGGUGGCGCCGUGAGUUAAACCGCAGAGCCUAGGGCUUGCCGAUCAGAAGGUCGGCGGUUCGAAUCCCCGUGACAGGGUGAGCUCCCGUUGCUCGGUCUCUGCUCCUGCCAACCUAGCAGUUCGAAAGCACGUCAAGUGCAAGUAGAUAAAUAGGUAUCACUCCAGCGGGAAGGUAAACAGCGUUUCCGUGCGCUGCUCUGGUUCGCCAGAAGCGGCUUAGUCCUGCUGGCCACAUGACCCAGAAGCUGUACACCGGCUCCCUCGGCCAAUAAAGCGAGAUGAACGCCGCAACCCCAGAGUAGCCCGCGACUGGACCUAAUGGUCAGGGGUCCCUUUACCUUUACCUUUAAUUUGGUUUUAACUACGCAUUGCUUGAAGAGUGUCGUGGGCUGGCCGGAGGUUCAGCUUCCGUUUGACAGCAAAUUGCAAGGAGGGAGCGGUUGUGUGAGUUGAAGAACACUUUCGCCUGUGACUUGUUCCUGGGGGGGGGAAACUUUUUCACGCAGGUUAUGCAAGCUCUGGCAGGUGCUCCAGAGCAGAUGGUCCCCCCCCCCCCCCCCGAAUAGUCAACGGUUGUGUAAGUGAGAUCUCCUGGUGAGAAUUAGAGGAUCCUCUGCUAAGCCAUUGCAUGAUCCUGAAAAUCCCCGCUUGGAGACUUUUUAUCUUCUCCGGAGCUGCACUCAUCCUCUCCAGUGUUCCUGCAUUAAGACCUGGCGGCGUAAUCUUUAAUCGGUAUUAAAAUCCCAGGCCGGCGCGCCACCAGGCCUUGCGAGGCCAAGGCAGUGAAGUGAUGCUCCACCCCUGGGGGCAAAUGAGGCUGGUGAGAUCACUCCACAUCUAGGGUCGGGUUUGAGGGAGAGCACGCUGGUUGUAGGAUGCCCUCCUGCCAGCCCCAUUCUUUCUCCUGUCCUCAGAGCCGAGCGCCAGAUGUUCCUCCGCCAAACCUCACAAUAUGCCUUGACCUCCCCAUUUCCUCAUGCCGGCUUUUGCUAAUCCGGAACCCUCCCAUAAUCGUUCGCGGUAGUCAACAUUUGCUGUAGCAAAUCUCCAGCUAAAUGAGGCCUUUGGGGACAAUAAGGUCCAGUGAUGUUUCCCCCCAUCAGCUGGCAAAUAGGAUCUAGUCUUGCAACUGCCUCUGCCCCCCAUUUUCCCCGCACAUUCUUCUCCCUGGGGCUAAGAUGCAUUGCGCAUUGCUUGAGCGCAUCCGUCAGCAGCCUGGUGCAAUCCCACCAGUGCCAUGAGUAUCCGCGUUGCAUGCAAAAAGUCCCGGGUUCAAACGCCGUCAUCUCCAGGUAGAGCUGGGAGGGCUGCUGCCAGUCAGUGUUGACAGCAUUGGGCUAUAAUAAAUAAUAAUAAUAAUAAUAAUAAUAGCUUCCCCAGCCACUCUGGGCGGCUUCCAACAAAACACUAAAAUACAAUAACCUAUUAAACAUUAAAAAUUUCCCUAAACUGGGCUGCCUUCAGAUGUCUUCUAAAAGUCAGGUAGUUGUUUAUCUCCUUGACAUCUGGUGGGAGGGCAUUCCACAGGGCAGGUGCCACCACCAAGAAGGCCCUCUCCCUGGUUCCCUGUAACUUGGCUUCUUGCAGGGAGGGAACCGCCAGAAGGCCCUCGGAGCUGGAUCUCAGUGUCCGGGUAGAACGAUGGGGUUGGAAACGCUCCUUCAGGUCUACUGGGCCAAGGCUGUUUAGGGCUUUAAAGGUCAGCACCAACACUUUGAAUUGUGCUCGGAAACGUACUGGGAGCCCAUGUAGGUCUCUCAGGACGGGGUUAUAUGAUCUCCGCGGCCACUCCCAGUCACCAGUCUAGCUGCCGCAUUCUGGAUUAGUUGUAGAUCUAGGUGGGCUAGAUAUGCCGGUGUAACGUUUGGUAUAAGGCAGCUUUCUGUGUUCCUUUCCUUCCAUCCCUUGGUUAGUCACAUCCUACAUCAGUCACAGAGGAAAAGACCCUUAUCAGAUGGAAGACCUAAUUGGAUAAGCGUAUGAUAGAAUUUAUUUCUUUUUUUAAAUUAAUACUUCCACUCAAACCUUUUUAUUUUUUAUUUUGACAAAGUAAUAAUCAUAAAUAAAUAAGAAUAAAAAUGUGUACCCCAUCACCAAGACCAUUCCGUUGUAGCUAUCCAACCUCCCAAAAUUUCAACACCUCUUGACCCCUUUCCAUUUUAACAGUACAAAUACUACAAACACCUUCCAUAUCUCCUCAAAAUCAUUUCUUCUGCGUAUUCCCCGCCUUACCUUAAUGGCACAUGUUAACUUAUCAUUAAUAGCUGUAUCCCACACCCCUUUAUACCAUUCUUCCAUUUUAUAUUCUGCCUGCCCCUUCCACUUCCUAGCUGCCAUAAUUCGUGCAGCUGUCAAUAAAUUUGUGAGCAAGUCCUUCAUAGCCUCCGAACCUUCCACCCUAUCCUAAAUUGAUAAUACACUCAAAUCUUCUUCCUUUACAAAAAAAGAAACGGCAUAGAAACCAAUGGGGUGGCAAGGAAAGUGUUUUUGCUUUGAGAAAUGGCCAGUCAUUUCCUAAUGUGGGUCACCUGGGUGCCAGGAAGUAUCUUCUGGGUGGCCCUGGGGGGCAUAAACUUAUGCCAGGAUCUAGUUACAGGUAGGUAGCCGUGUUGGUCUGCCGUAGUCGAAACAAAAUAAAAAAAUUCCUUCCAGUAGCACCUUAGAGACCAGCUAAGUUUGUUACUGGUAUGAGCUUUCGUGUGCAUGCAUAAGUCUGAAGAAGUGUGCAUGCACACAAAAGCUCAUACCAAUAAACUUAGUUGGUCUCUAAGGUGCUACUGGAAGGAAUUUUUUUUAUUAUGCCAGGAUUGGCCUUCCUUGGGAGAACCUCGGGGUUCAAUUUAUAUCAGAAGCUUGGAAGGAUUGGUAGAAAUGUGUGAGAAAGUGGCGGUAUAUUGUUGUUUAGUCGUGUCUGACUCUUCGUGACCCCAUGGACCAGAGCAAGCCAGGCACUCCUGUCUUCCACUGCCUCCCGCAGUUUGAUCAAACUCAUGCUGGUAGCUUCGAGAACACUGUCCCACCAUCUCGUCCUCUGUCGUCCCCUUCUCCUUGUGCCCUCCAUCUUUCCCAACAUCAGGGUCUUUUCCAGGGAGUCUUCUCUUCUCAGGAGGUGGCCAAAGUCUUGGAGCCUCAGCUUGGAGCCUCAGUGAGCACUCAGGCCUGAUUUCCUUCAGUAUGGAGAGGUUGGAUCUUCGUGCAGUCCAUGGGACUCUCAAGAGUCUCCUCCAGCACCAUAAUUCAAAAGCAUCCAUUCUUCGGCGAUCAGCCUUCUUUAUGGUCCAGCUCUCACUUCCAUACAUCACUACUGGGAAAACCAUAGCUUUAACUAUACAGUGGUACCUUGGGUUAAGUACUUAAUUCAUUCCAGAAGUCCGUUCUUAAUCUGAAACUGUUCUUAACCUGAAGCACCACUUUAGCUAAUGGGGCCUCCUGCUGCCGCCGCGCUGCCGGAGCACGAUUUCUGUUCUCAUCCUGAAGCAAAGUUCUUAACCUGAGGUACUAAUUCUGGGUUAGUGGAGUCUGUAACCUGAAGGAUAUGUAACCUGAAGCGUAUGUAACCCGAGGUACCACUGUACGGACCUUUGUUGGCAAGAUGAUGUCUCUGCUUUCUGCUUUUUAAGAUGCUGGAGGUAUAUACAAACCUACAUUUAAAACUGAACCAGGAAUUGCAAUAGUUAUUGCUGAAUGAGCCCACAUUCCCCCCCUGCCUUCCUCUUGUCUUUGGGUGGGCUGUCCAUUCCCACCCCCCACCCCACCCCCGGUUUCAUCUUCCAAUGCACCAGUUGUAACCGUGAGCAGUCAAGAGUUCAUUUUUUAAAAAGGGGAGGAGAAAGAGAAUGAAAGUGCUUGCAAGCUGGUGUGCCCCCGACUCCUGCGGUUUGCCUCCUGCCUGGGGGUCGGAUGCAGGUCAGAGGCAGAGCAACCCCCCCCCCCAAGACGAUCUGCACUGCAGAGGGAUGCUGUCACUGCGCCAUGUCUCCACUUCCGCAGGAGCAUCGUCAGCAGCGCUCGCUUGCCACAUCGUUCCUCUUCAAAAGUGACAUGUCCCAGGACAGCAGUGGCCCAGUGGGGGGAGGAGUGGAGCUAAAACGCUUUUCAAGAGCCCCCAGUUCAGAUUUGCCAUUCCUAUGUUCUCUCUCCUCCAGCCACUGCUUAAAGUCUCAAUCCUCACCUUCCUCGUCUCAUUAAAAAUCAUAGCUAAGUGGGAUUCAGGGCUGUGCUUCCAGCUAGCACACAGUCGCCUGGGUUUAAGAGCCCUCCGAUUUGAAGAUCCGGGGGCAGGAAUCUCCUUUCCCGCUUGCGAAACAUCCCUGCCAAAUCCACGUGGGAUUUUGCACCGUCACAUAACGUGAUGAGCUUGGGAUCGGGCUUGUGCGAGCCGCAUCCUUCCUUCUCCCCACCGCUUCCAGAUUGGACUCUUUCACACACACACACACACACACACCCCAACCAUCGCCUCGUUUCCAGAGUAGCUCCCAGCAAAACAAACAAAACACGCACGGCGUGUGCCUGUUUGCAUUUUAAUUUCCUUCCGCCAAUUACGCGGCUGCACCUGCGCUAUUAAUAACUCAGAUUUACGACUCUUCCCACCUGCCUGUGUUCUGCGGCUUGCGCUUGUAAAUGCCGCUGGGUCCGCUGCCUCCGGGUCGCAGUUGUUUGGGCUGAAUGCCAAAGAGAAGCAGAACAUCCAAAUGGCUUGCCAAGGAAGCGCGCAGCGAAGAAACGGCCUUCUGAGCUCAAAAUAAACGAAGCCGAUGGCCAAGGUGUUUGGCUUACGUGCUGGUUUUGAUUGAGUCGCGUUCUGCAUGCGUUCCUUGGGCAAGAGCUGGCGCUUGAGGGUCGCUCCACACGUGCGUCUGUGCUGGCCCCGGGGAUAACCCGAGGAACACAGUCCAGGUCCGGUCCAGAAUCCAAAGGUUCCGCUAGGAGUCAGUCUGACAGGGUCAAGGCAGGACACGAGGCAGGAAACCAGGCAAGGACAGGUACAGGAUCUCAGGCAAGAUCUGGCAUACAGCAAUGUUGCUCCCACAACAUGGGGCAGGGUCCAUUAACCUUUUAUCUCUGAUGGGGUAACGGCCAGUCCUGAUCCCCCAGCGACUCACCUCCCUGUUUCGCCCAAAGGCGAGCACUCCUCCUGCAAGUACUCAGGUCUCUCCUUCUCUCAGACCUCAGUCUCUGCAGCUCGGGAGACGUCGGUGGGUUACUAGACCCAGGGGCCGCCUCAGCCUCCCCUGACCCAACCAGUAGUGGAGCAGCUGUGAGUGAUGGCCCAGCUGAAGGCAACGAGGUCAUCCCCGCAUCUGGAGCCAGGGCAGGCUCAGGCCCCUGACUCGGCCCAGCUGGUGUUUGUUGCAGGGGAACCUGUGCAGACUGGGACUCUUCAGGAUCAGGCCCCAGACUUGGUUCAGAUGAUGCCUGAGGCAAAGGAUCCGGUGUAGACUGAGACUCCUCCGGUUCCGAGUCCCAGUCUGAGUCCCAGGUCAUCACAGCACCUGCCUGGCUAUAGGGCACGGAUUGUGUCUUCUAGCCUCGGCCAACCUGGUGCCCUUCCAAUGAUUUGCACUGCAAUGCCCAACAGCCCCAGGCAGCGCAGGGCUGGUGGGAUUCUAGCCCAAAACAUCUGAAUGGCACAUAGUUGCGAGAGGCUGGCCUAGACCUUUCUGGCAUAGUUUUCCCGAGUUCCUAAAGUCCUUAAAUGAGCGCGACUCUCUGUCUUCCAAACACAAACCACACACAAGAUAAUGAUGAUGAUUUAUCAUUUAUGUGCCACCCAUCUAAUUGAGUUGCCCAGCCACUUUGGGCGGCUUCCAGCAAAUUAUAAAACCACUAUAAAACAUCACACAUUAAAAACUUCCUUAUACAGGGCUGCCUUCAGAUGCCUCCUAAAAGUCAGAUAGUUGUUUAUUUCCUUGACAUGCUAAGACAUCUCUUUAGGAAGGGGGUGCCUUCAGUCUCUCAGAUCCCUAAAGGCAAAACACACAAAACGUAAUCGGAGAACAGAUGGGUUUGUAAAUGAAGGGAUCCUGCAAAAUGGUUGUGUUAGUUCUGUUCCGUCUAGGGCUGUUUGCUGCUUGGCGGAUCGGUUCGAAGGAGCCAAACAGAGCAUGGUUCAGAUUGCCUUCUUCUGAGCUGCAGGCUGGCCUUGCCUGAUGCUCUCUUCCUCAAGGAAAUCAGAGCUGGGAGCACAACAGAGGAUACUUCAUUUUGUCUGUUUCAAGGGAUGUUUGACCCCGGCCAGAACCAGCCCAUGCAUUAGGCAAAGGGAAGCCAUUUGCUUCGGGUGGUGGAUCGACCUCCUCUAGGGCUGGAUGAGCAAUUAAGCACGUGCUCUGGGCAUCAAGGGAAGGGCAGGCACCGCGGAAAUUUUCCACUGCCUGAUUUUUAACUGAGCAUUCAUUUUCUCAGCUGAAGUAUAUUAAAAAUCCCAACAGAGCAACUCUGCAACAAGGCAGGCUGGAUGCCUUAUCCUUACUAAGCGUAGAAGCAGAUACGUUAUGUAAGAUUAGUUUUGAGGAUCUGAUCAAAGACCUUAGAAACAAGUGUGUAAGUGUGUGUAUAAAAUAUAAAGUGGAAGUAUACAAAAAUAGAAGGGCGCUCAUCUCGCUUUACUGGCCGAGGGAGUUGGCGUACAGCUUCCGGGUCAUGUGGCCAGCAUGACUGAGCCGCUUCUGGCGAACCAGAGCAGCACACGGAAACGCCGUUUAUCUUCCCGCCGGAGUGGUACCUAUUUAUCUACUUGCAGUGGUGUGCUUUCGAACUGCUAGGUUGGCAGGAGUAGGGACCGAGCAAUGGGAUGUUGCGGGGAUUCGAACUGCCGACCUUCUGAUUGGCAAGUCCUAGGCUCUGUGGUUUAACCCACAGCGCCACCCGCGUGUGAUGGUAGGAGAUUGGAAACGCAUCGACUCUUGCUUUCUCUCCUGCAGACAAGCAGUUCCUGGUCUUCUUCUUCAAGCAGCUCAAACUGAACCAGAGCGGGCGCUACGAAGCCGCCUUCCCCUACCUCUCGCCCUGCGGCCGCGAGCAGAACUUUGUCCGAUGCGACGACCUGCCGAUCGUCUUCACCCACCUCCUGCAGGGAGCGUCGGGCGAGGAGCUGUUGUCUUACUGCGGCGGAGCGGACAAACUGGCCGUGCCCUUCCAACCUGAGAAGCUGCUGAUGCUGCCAGAGAAUGGGCGCCUGUACCACCCGGGGCCAGAGAAAGCUGGUGGCGUUGGGCUGGUGAAAUCGGCCUUGGCGUUUGAGCUGAGCCCUUGCUUUGACUAUGAGCAAGGACCCAGCCAGGCGCCGACGCAUUUCCAUUGGCGUGACCGGCGCCACACCCUCACGAACGAGCUGCUUCCGUUCAUCCGAAAGGACGAGGGAACCUAGAACCGGCGCUUGGAGUUGUUGGGUUUGCCAGCCUGUGAACUGCAUAGCCUUCUGGUUAUGUGGGAUGGUGUCCGUAGCUGGAAAUUGUGGCAAGGAGAGGACAGUUCCCAUCAUCCCAUGUGCCUUGUUGAUCCAGGAAGCCAAUCUGAUGAAGCAUGGGAGAUGGGACAGUUUGAUCCAUGGCUAGCCGCCAUCUUGAGAAGGGUUCUGGACAGAGUCUCUUGGAAUAAAAUUAUUCUGUCUCUUAUCCUCUAGGCCUGGUAUAUAUUUCAUUUGUUCCACUGUCGAAUGACUCUUACUGUCAGUAAAUUAUUCCUGAUGCUUAGUUGUGAUUGCCUUCCUUUUUAAAAAAUAAAUAUAUAUAUUUUUGUUAAACGAUUUUAAUAAAACAAAUUAUCAAUCAAAAUAACCAAUUACAUUCCCCCCUUUUUUAUUCCCCCUUCCCUCCCUCUCCCACCCGCUAAAGACUUCCCUCAGCUCCCCUCUCUGAUUUGUUUGCACAUAUUAUUCUCUACAUGUUAAAAAUGGUACUGAAGGAAUGGGUUUCUGUGUAGUAAGUUUAAAAACUGACUCAACCCCCCCCCCUUUUGUUCUUUCAAAAGAGAGCACUUUUAAAUGCGUAAAAAUUGAACUGUUGAGCAAAACCAUAAUAAGGACACAACUGCAUAAACAGUUCUGUCCUUUAUCGGGACAGGCAAGGCAUGGCCUUGGCUCCCCAGGGAACAACGAAAACACGUCAGAACUUUAUCUUAUGUGCCGACCACAAAAUACGCACAAGACCAAUGUCCAGAAAAAAACGCCAAAAGUGUGUUCCCGGAGAUUAUGAUGUCCCCCCCAGAUAAGAGUAGGAAGAGGAAGAUCCUUUUAUGGUCAGAAGUACAGGAAGGAAGAUCCUUUUAUGGUUGAGAGUACCAGAGCAGGAACAUAUGUGAUGUCAACCUGCGUAUACAAGCUGAUGUGGCUGGGGAAGGGGGAGAGGAUGCCUAGAGAGUAUAUAAACUGCAUGAAACCUGUCAUUUCUUUGGACUUGCUGUGGACUUGAUCACGCAAGUGCCUUCUGCUAUCCGGAGAGCAGAAUAAACUCUUUCUUUGAAUCAACCUCAGGUGUCGUUUGACUUCCUUCCUCCUGUCCCGGAGCAACGCAGAC
Messenger RNA from Podarcis lilfordi (Lilford's wall lizard), 19211 nucleotides. NCBI's taxonomy places the organism in Eukaryota, Metazoa, Chordata, Lepidosauria, Squamata, Lacertidae. The record is from the annotation of a GenBank genome assembly.